GUCCGGCUGUCCGCGUGUCCGACUGUCCGCCCCUCGCUCCUGCUCCGUGGCACCCCCCGGCUGCACCGUGACCCGCUCCCGGUGUUUCGCUCUCCCCCGGGCCUCAUCCAUGGAGCGGCUCCCUGUGGGCAGAGAGCGCGCAAUGGUUUGGAGCCCUUCAGUCGAGGGCCGUCACAACCAUGAUUGAUGUCGAUAAUUAUCACAGAUAAUUAUGGGAUGUGCUGCUCACUGCUGUGCUGUGUCAGGAGAUGGACUGGGACCAGUUUGACCUGAACCCUAAAACAAUUGCUGCCCUGAAAAAAGCUGACAUCAAAUCAGUAAAAGAGAUUUUAAACCUGUCUGGAGCAGACCUGCAGAGGCUGAUGAAGCUCUCCAGUGCAGACACCCAGUGCCUGCUGAAAACAGUCUCUCACACUCUGAGGAGGAACAGCAUGCUCACAGCACUUCAGCUCUACCAAGAUAAAGAUCCUUUCACCUCCCAGCACCAGAAGCUGAGCCUGGGGUGUGCAGUGCUGGACAGCUUGUUGAAAGGAGGCAUUCCUUUGGUGGGAAUCACAGAGCUGGCUGGGGAGAGUUCUGCUGGGAAGACUCAGAUUGGUUUGCAGCUGUGCCUGUGUGUGCAGUACCCUUACAAGUACGGUGGCUUGGAGUCUGGAGCUGUCUACAUUUGUACAGAAGAUGUGUUCCCAAGCAAACGUUUGCAGCAGCUCAUAGACCAACAGCACAAGCUGCGUGCAGAUGUUCCAGCUGAAAUCAUACAGAAGAUCAGAUUUGGAAACAAUAUUUUUGUUGAGCAGGCAUCAGACCUGGACACGUUCCAGCAGUGCCUGACCAGGCUGUCCCCGCUGCUGGCGCGGGGCAUGGCGCGCCUCGUGCUCAUCGACUCCAUGGCCGCGCUGUUCCGCGCCGACUUCGGCCCGGCCGACGCUGCCCUCAAGGCUCGGCACCUGCAGGCCUUUGGGGCUCAGCUGCACAGCCUGAGCACCAGCUUCAGGACUCCCAUCGUGUGCAUUAACCAGGUGACGGACGCAGUGAGCGGGUCGGAAGCUGCUCAGUGCAGUUGCAGGGCAGUGGGCAGCAGAGUGACUCCAGCCCUGGGGAUAACGUGGUCCAACCAGCUGCUGCUGAGGCUGAUGGCCCGGCGGCUGUGGCUGCCCCAGCACUCCCCUGCAGCAGCAGCAGCAGCACCCAGCCCUAGCAGCAGGAGGACUUUAAGUGUUGUUUUUGCUCCUCAUCUCCCUCCAUCCUUCUGCUACUACACAGUGCAGCUGGAAGGUGUAAAAGGAAUAAAGUAACACUUUUGCAUAGUAAAGGCUCCUGCUCCAAAAAUGUACCAGGACUUUGCUUCAGGAAGAAUUACUGGUGAAAUGCAAUUGUUCCUAGAUGAGAGAAACUGAUGGUGAGGUAUGUGAAAAUGGUAUGGCUACAUUUAGCCUUGUCUGCAUUGUGCAGAAUUAUCUUUUUACUCUUGGAUAUUCAGCUUUUCCUUGUGAGAUGAGUACCCUGGAGGUUCUGAAGGAAAGGGAAGCUGUGGUCAGGUGGAGGCUGCACAAUGGAGUGGGAUGUAGCAAUCCCCAGGAUGGGGGAGAUCUGAUAUCUAAUUUUAUUUUAAUAGCAUGCUCAUCUAGAAACAGCAUUUACUGUUGUUUUGUACCCUGUUUCCAGACCCAACAGGACUUGAAAUUCAACCAGGUUAUGUUGCCUGCUGGUGGUUCUGGGUCUCAUGCUGCCAAUUAAGGAUAGCCAUUCUUUGUCACAAAGCAGCUGGCCUAUUUUAAAACCAUUUGUUAUUAAGAUUUUAAAGAAAAUAAUCCCAUAAAGGUACUUUAACAUCUUACUGUAAGAAUUAAAAUUGCACUGCCUUUGUACUAGAUGAGUGUAUCUAGCUUCAUAGCACUCUUUAAAAUUUUUAAAUGGUUCAUUUCUACUCUUUUCCUGCUUUCCAGUCCCUUCCCUUCAUAGCAAAAGCCUCUUUAGUCUCUUUUAUUUGAAGGACAGCAAACCACAUCCCCCAUCCCCUUGUUCUCUUUGCCUAUUGCUGAAGCUCUGUAGCCUCAGGGCAAGCUCUGUGUGUUCUCCCUGAUGCUCUGCCCUGCUCUGUGUUCUGCUAAAUCAGCAUUCUUCAUGGGCUGCUGGAUUGGUGCCUCUCAUGUCCUGUGUCCCUGCUGUGGGCUCUCAGCUCAGCCGUGAUCCUGAAGGGCACCUUCAGCUCUUUUCAUCCAGUCAGAUGCUAUUGCUCUUCUGAGGUGAUUCUUGUUUUUCAGUUAGAGCUUCACAUGGGUUUUCUUCCUGUCUUUUUGCUAUUUGUCACAUUUUUCUGCUGUCCUCAGAUCACUGCCAUGCCAUCCACUCUCCAAUAGCUGAAUUUUUCCUUUGCUCUGUUCCAUGUGAAAGCAAGCCAGGCGGAGUUACACUGUCCAGAGGCCUCUUUUGGGUGCCUGC
Messenger RNA from Melozone crissalis (California towhee), 2442 nucleotides. RefSeq names its product X-ray repair cross complementing 3 (gene XRCC3). Gene Ontology annotation, biological process: double-strand break repair via synthesis-dependent strand annealing; resolution of mitotic recombination intermediates; t-circle formation. Gene Ontology annotation, molecular function: ATP-dependent DNA damage sensor activity; four-way junction DNA binding; ATP binding. Bases 249 to 1295 code for a protein of 348 amino acids. The transcript has 8 exons. Gene Ontology annotation, cellular component: replication fork; Rad51C-XRCC3 complex. NCBI's taxonomy places the organism in Eukaryota, Metazoa, Chordata, Aves, Passeriformes, Passerellidae. The record is from RefSeq and is a predicted model, not a curated record.